Messenger RNA from Vicia villosa (hairy vetch), 5826 nucleotides. RefSeq names its product transcriptional activator DEMETER-like. Gene Ontology annotation, biological process: base-excision repair. NCBI's taxonomy places the organism in Eukaryota, Viridiplantae, Streptophyta, Magnoliopsida, Fabales, Fabaceae. The transcript is spliced from 21 exons. The record is from RefSeq and is a predicted model, not a curated record. The coding region runs from base 316 to 5793 and encodes 1825 amino acids. Gene Ontology annotation, molecular function: DNA N-glycosylase activity; 4 iron, 4 sulfur cluster binding; DNA demethylase activity.
GUUUGAUAUUAAUGAAUGUAUGAAAAGUCAUAUAAGUUUUUACGUGUAUUCUUCAUUUCAAAGAUUCUGAAGAUUCUGUGUAUAAUACUCCAUUGUGAGAAAAUCUGAUAUAUUUAAAUGAAAAAUUAAUUUUGUAAAUAUAGUAAGAUUCAUAACCACCCAUAAAAAUCUUCUUAUGGUGUUUUCACUUUAACAGUUUCCAUGUACAAGUCAUUCAUUUCAGCAUUUAAAACAGAAUGUGUUAUUGGAUUGGCAACAUUGGAGUAAAACAGAAGGGUCUGUGAUUGCUUUGGUAGUUUGAAGAAAUUUUUUCAGAUGAAUGAACAACAACAAAACAACAGGACUUCAAUAAUGAACUUCGGCGAACAGCUUUGGGAUCAAGAUGGGAAACAAUUUCAAAUAAACAAUACAUGGGUACCCAUCACCCCUGAGAAACCCAUUCAAAUAAGAACUAAUACAAUAUCAGACUGGCCAGCGAACCAAAUGAGAACAAAUUAUCAAGAAUAUCCUCUAAAUGGAAAUGACUACAUGAAUAAGAUGCUGCUGCAUUACCAUGAACCAUAUCAGAAUCCCCGUCUGAUAGGGCAAACAGGCCAAAUUGGAGAGUACAAUAACUUUAGUGGCAAUUCAGUCAAUAGAAACAGUGUUGUCAAUCACAUUGCAGAAUCUUACACUCGGGCACAGCAUUACGAGAACAAAGGAUUGAACAAUCAUAGGUUGGAACUACUGCUCAAGAAGAACGCAACUGAUAUAGCUACUGCUAACAGGAAUUUGGAUACAAGCAUCAACAUGGCAGCGAGCAAUCCAUUGCUACCAAAAUUUUAUCCUAAGUCUAGUAGUGAUGUGAGUUAUUCCUGUGCAGCUUCAGACAAUGUGUACAGAGAAGCAAAUAGAUUUCUCAUUCCAAAUAGGAAUUCUGAAUUUAGAGGCAGUAAUACAGACAAUUUGCUCAACAAUGAUAUUCACUGCUCAGUCUCAAACCAAAUGAAGGGCAUCUUCUCUGAUGCAUCCUAUGGUGAUACUUACCCUGAGCAUUAUUUCAACUAUGUGCAAAAUGCAGAAGUUGAUGCUACCACUAGUUUCACCAACUCCCUCCAAUCAACACCAAAAACAAUGGAUCAGCUCGAGUUUGUUGAAAACCAGUUUGUGCGCUUACACGAGUUGUCGUGCGAUCUUGACAACAAUGCAAUAGCUGAAAGCACAAGUCAUGGGAAAGAUUUUGUUCCAUGCACAGAGAAUGAAAUCCAAGAAUAUUGUGAUGGGCUUCUACAGCAAAUUGUAGAUUCUUCAUCAGCAGUAAUCUCAACAUCGCAUGGGGAUCAAAAGAGUUCGGUCAGCAACAUCUGUGACAAGGUAAGUACCGAGAUUUUUGACCUGAACAAGACACCUGAGCAGAAAGUACCUAGGCGCAGAAAGCAUAGGCCAAAGGUAAUUAGAGAGGCCAAGCCCAAAAGAAAUACAAACCCAGCAAGUCAAAAGAUAGAGACUAAGGAUAAACCACGCAGAAAAAGGAAGGUUGUUGCAAAAACUGCAGCAACACCGGAGGCAGGUGUUAUAAAAGACACGUGUGAUUCAACGGCAGCAACUACAAAAUCCAGCAGGAGAGCUCUAAAUUUUGACUUAGAAAAUAGUACACAUGAAAGCCAGAGCAGCAUGGUUUUUCAGCAAGAGAUCUACCAUAUAAAUGAGAAAGCUUUUAAUACCACUUCUGACUACAAGGUCAAAGAGAUGCAUAGUGGAGCAAGUAUAAAGUAUGAUCCAAACUCACCUUUGAUGAUCAGUCAGCAGGAUGACCUUGCCGUAGGACACCGACAACCCAGUAACACAGAUGAUAUUCCACUUCUAUUGAAAGGAAAGGAAUCAAAUCCUUUCCUCUCGGAGAGGGAAUCAACCAUAACUUUGUCAGAAACUACAGAAAAGCAGAUAGCAAAAUUUUCGGUCAUUGAGAAAGGUCCAACACAAGGAAAAUCUAGUCUAUGGCAGGAAAGAAAUAGCGGAUGCAUGCAACAAUACAUUAGUGCAAAUGAAAUUGGCAACACUCUCUUUCAAUCAGAAACAUGUUUUGAAAACACUCAGGAGACAGGGGAACUGAUUUUUGAAAAUAUGUUUCAGUUGCUUAACAAUCAUUCCAACCCCAUUGAAGCAAAGGGUUCCAAGAGAAAAUAUUCUAACAGCACUAAGAACCAACUUCACUCAUCCAGAAAUCCACCUGGUGCUUCCUUGUGCCAAGAGAUUUUACAAGUGGAUGGAAACUUCACAAGUACAACUCUUGCCAAAGGUUUCUUAAAGAAAAAUAAAAGGAAAAGAACUCAAAAUAAACUCCACUCAAAAGUCCGCGGAGGAUCUUCCAGCCAAAUAAAGCCUAAAGAUGAUUCACGGAAAGUAAGAAAAGCAGAAAAAAAUGGGUUUCAAUCACAUAACGAGGAAACGACAAACUGCUGUAUUGAAAGCAGUAGAUUUGUAGAGAAGCAAACCAGGGGAAUUCGCACUGGUGAUUCCUUUGCUAUCUCAGGAGAGCGACACCAGAUAUAUCCCACCCUGAUGGACAGCAUAAUUUGCCAACUGAAUAGUCUCCACGUCAAUGGGAGCAACACGUCAGAGAUGGGAGAACAAAAGGCACUUGUCCCAUAUAAGGGAGAUGGUUCUAUUGUACCCUACCAGGAAUUUGAAUUUGAAAAGAAACGUAAACCAAGGCCUAAAGUGGACCUUGAUCCAGAAACAGAGAGAACCUGGAAACUGUUGAUGGGUAUCGAAGGAAGUGAAGACCUUGAAGGAGCUGACAAGAAAAAGGAGAAGUGGUGGGAAGAGGAAAGAAAUGUAUUUCGUGGACGAGCUGAUUCCUUCAUUGCACGGAUGCAUCUUGUUCAAGGAGAUAGACGUUUUUCAAAGUGGAAAGGAUCUGUUGUUGAUUCUGUGAUUGGUGUUUUUCUCACUCAGAAUGUCUCAGACCAUCUUUCAAGCUCUGCCUUUAUGUCUCUAGCAGCAAGGUUUCCUCUCAAGUCAAAAAGUAGUGAUGUUGUCACACACACAUUGGUUGAAGAGCCACAACAUUGCAUAGAAAAUCAAGCUGGCAUAAUAGGAUCAUAUGAAAGAGGAAAAUUAAAUCCACCAACCUACUAUAUUGACUUUGAGAUGCCGCGUCAUACAGAAGAUCUUUUGAAAGACAGUAAAACUUCAAGGAUAAAUGAGAGCCUAAUAAAGCCAAAUAAUCAUAGCUCAGAGGAAGAAUUCUUAUCAUCACAAGAUUCUCUUGAUUCCUCAGUUACUCAAGAUACCAGAAUUAGAUCCAAUUCAGAAUCAGAAUUACGUAACAGUGGGUGUGAACACAGCAAGGCUCAGUUCUUAACUUCAACAAAUUCUCAAGAGGUAGGAAUAACCACUAUCUUUCAGGAAUUUUACCAUAUUGUAAACGGGGUAUCACUAAUUGAAGAGAGAACCCAUGGAAAGCUACAGCAACAUGAUGUGAAACAAAGUUCAAGAGUAGGCAGAAAUGAUAUUCCCAGUUUCCAUUCAGCAUCUGGCCCUCCCUGCAGCUUUGGAAAUCCAAAAAAGCAACAGCCGCCAGGAGCCCCUUCAACAAACUAUGAGUCAUAUUACUCGUACAUACAAGGUCUGGAUACUUUUCAAAUUAAUGGUGAGGAGUUUUCUUGGCCUGACACUCUUUCUAUACACAAUGAAUUUCAAGACAACAGUUAUAUGAGAUUUGGCAUCAACGGAACUGGAGAGAGUGUGGAUAAACCCACUGAAAUGCAGGAUGGAAAUGGAACAUUGGGGUCUCCAGAGUUACCAACUAUGAAAUCUUACAGACCAUUAAGCAAGCACUCAGCUUUUAUAGGAGAUACUUCUCAAUCUAGAUCUCAUACAAACUAUAAUCAACCUUCACCUAACCAUCACCUUGUGAGUCAGAAAACCUUCCAAUCAGAGGGCAAGACAUAUGCAGAAUCAUCAAAUAAUUCUCACAUAUGUGGCGAAGAUCAUGCAGGGAACGAUCACAGCAAUAUAUUAACAUGUGCAGAAGAAGUUUUUGACAGUGAAAAAAUUAUAUCCACGGAAACCAGACAGGUAUGCUAUGAUAAUACUCAGGCUGAAAAGAAGGCAAAGAAGCAAGUUUCUCCAGGCCAAAAAGACAAAGAGGGAAAACUCAAGGUUCGAAAAGAAAGAAAAACGAAGCCUGAGGCCAACAAAAAGCAUGAAGAUGACUGGGACAAACUAAGGAAGGAGGUAGAAGAAAAUGGGACAAAGAUAGAAAGAAACGCAGAUGCUAUGGAUUCACUGGACUAUGAAGCAAUAAGAUGUGCCUCUGUUAAAGAGAUAUCUGAUGCUAUCAAAGAGCGGGGGAUGAACAACAUGCUAGCUGAACGAAUCAAGGAAUUCCUGAAUAGACUGGUUAGAGAACAUGGAAGCAUUGACCUUGAAUGGUUAAGACAUGCUCCCCCUGAUAAAGUAAAGGACUAUCUGCUAAGCAUGAGAGGAUUGGGGUUAAAAAGUGUGGAAUGUGUACGGCUUCUGACACUUCAUCAUCUUGCUUUCCCAGUUGACACCAAUGUUGGAAGGAUAGCCGUUAGACUUGGAUGGGUUCCUCUCCAACCACUUCCUGAAAAACUACAAAUACACCUCCUUGAAUUGUAUCCAGUGCUAGAGUCUAUUCAAAAGUAUCUUUGGCCAAGAUUGUGCAAACUUGAUCAAAGAACCUUGUAUGAGCUACACUACCAGAUGAUUACAUUUGGGAAGGUUUUCUGCACAAAGAAAAAACCAAAUUGCAAUGCAUGCCCAAUGCGAGCAGAGUGCAGACAUUUUGCCAGUGCUUUUGCAAGUGCACGGCUUGCCUUGCCAGGACCAGAAGAGAAGCAAAUUGUGAGCAUGCCUGUUCCCAUUGCAGAUGAGAGAAGCCCUCCAAAUUUAAACCCAGUGAUCCUACCUCUCCCUGGGAACAACACGAGCAUUGAAGUGUGUCCUCAAAGUAGGCCGUGCGAGCCAAUCAUUGAAGAACCAGCAACACCAGAACAGAGUACGGAGGCAUUAGAAAGUGACAUUGAGGACUUCUUUUGGGAGGAUCCUGAUGAAAUUCCUACUAUCAAUGUCAAUCUCGAAGUGUUUGCGAAGAGUUUACAGAACCACAUGCAAGAACAUGAAGGUGACCAGUCUAAGGCCCUUGUUGCCUGGAACCCACAGUCUGCUUCCAUCCCAACACCAAAACUGAAGAAUGUGAGCCGGCUAAGAACAGAACACCAAGUAUAUGAACUUCCAGAUUCACAUCCUCUGUUGGAAAAGAUGGAUAAGCGGGAACCUGAUGACCCAAGCCCGUAUCUUCUUGCAAUAUGGUCACCAGGUGAGACUGCAAAUUCCACUGAACCGCCGCAAAGUAAGUGUGGAUCGCAAGACUCAACCAGCCUGUGCAAUGACAACACAUGCUUUUCAUGCAAUAGCAUUAGAGAAGCUAAUUCACAAAUUGUGAGAGGAACAAUUCUGAUACCGUGUAGAACGGCAACAAGGGGAAGCUUUCCACUCAACGGAACUUACUUUCAAGUUAACGAGUUAUUUGCGGACCACGCAUCCAGCAUUAAGCCCAUAGAUAUCCCUAGGGCAUGGAUAUGGAAUUUGCCAAGGAGGACGGUAUACUUUGGAACCUCUGUAUCGUCAAUUUUCAAAGGUCUCUCAACCCAAGAAAUUCAGCAUUGCUUUUGGAGAGGAUUUGUUUGCGUUAGGGGAUUCGAUCAACAAAAACGUGCACCUCGCCCACUUUUUGCCAGAUUCCAUUUUAUAGAAAGUAAAUUUGCAAAGACAAAAAAGUGAAAACAAGAAUAACGGGACAUGCUGCUAGGAAAC